CCAGUGCGCAUGCGCGGAAAAAGCAAGGCGACAGGGUCUCAGCUGUGCGCGUGCUGCUGCAGAGACAGCGCAAGUGAGCGUCUCAUAGGGACCUGAGCAACAUGUCUAGACUUUUAAACACAGUUCAUUUGCAAUUAAGAAGAGAUUUCAACUUCUACAGGAAGUUGAGGGGAGUCACGGUGAGGAGUUUAAGCUGUACAUUGCGGAGAGAAACUGAGGAGAAAAGUGAUGGAGGUGUAGGUGCUCUGGGGAAGAGGCUAAAGGAUACAGCGGAGACUCUGAUCAUCGGAGGAGGAUGUGUAGGUGUGAGUCUGGCCUACCACCUGGCCAAAGCCGGACAGAAGGACGUGGUGCUUUUGGAGAAGUCUGAGCUGACUGCUGGAUCCACCUGGCAUGCUGCUGGGCUGACCACGUACUACCAUCCAGGGAUCAAUCUAAAGAAGAUUCAUUAUCACAGCAUUAAGCUGUAUGAGCGGCUGGAGGCAGAGACGGGCCAGGCAGUGGGUUUCCAUCAGCCGGGAAGUGUGAGGAUCGCCUCGACUCCGGCCCGGGUGGACGAGAUGAAGUACCAGAUGACCCGAACUCAUUGGCACCCCACACCACAGUUCUUUAUCAAACCCGAGAAAGUUCUUGAGCUCUUCCCUCUGCUCAACAUAGACAAGGUGUUAGCAGGUCUCUACACUCCCGGUGAUGGACACAUUGAUCCCUACUCUCUCACCAUGGCUCUCGCCGCAGGUGCUCGGAUGUACGGCGCCCAGAUCUACAGCCCUGCCCCUGUGACCGGUCUCGUCCCCACACCCGAUGGCAGAUGGGAUGUCCGGACGCCUCACGGGACCAUUCGCGCCAAUCGCAUCGUCAACGCCACAGGUUUCUGGGCACGGGAACUUGGCCAGCUGAUUGGUCUGGAGCAUCCCACCAUUCCUGUCCAUCACCAAUACGUGGUGACGGCGACGAUUCCCGAAGUGAAGGCCCUGAAGCAAGAGCUGCCUGUCAUACGGGACCUCGAGGGUUCGUAUUACUUGCGUCAGGAGAGAGACGGUCUGCUGUUCGGCCCCUACGAGAAGGAGGAGAAGAUGGUUCUGCAGGACUCGUGGGUUAGAGACGGAGUCCCCCCAGGUUUCGGUAAGGAGUUGUUUGAAUCGGACCUGGACCGCAUCAUGGAGCAUGUGGAAAUGGCCAUGGAGAUGGUUCCCGUUCUCAAGCAUGCCGACAUCAUCAACAUCGUGUCUGGACCGAUCACAUACACCCCGGACCUGCUGCCCAUGUUGGGGCCACAUCAGGGACUCCGUAACUACUGGACCGCCAUUGGCUUUGGGUAUGGCAUCAUUCACGCGGGUGGAGUUGGAAAGUUCCUCAGUGACUGGAUCAUGAGCGGAGAGCCUGCUUAUGAUCUGAUUGAAUGCGACCCAAACCGCUAUGGCAAGUGGACCACUGUGCCGUACUUGUGUGCCAAGGCCAGAGAGUCGUAUGGCUUUAACAAUGUGGUGGGUUAUCCUAAAGAAGAACGCUUUGCUGGUCGUCCCACUAGCAGAGUUAGUGGACUCUAUGAGCACCUGAAGGAUAAAUGCUCAAUGGGCUUCCACGCAGGCUGGGAGCAGCCACAUUACUUCUACAUGGCAGGAGAUGAUGUGGGCUACAAACCCAGUUUCAGAAGGACAAACUGGUUCGGACCGGUCGGCCGAGAGUGCAAACUGGUAAUGGAGAAAGUGGGAGUUAUUGAUCUUUCACCAUUUGGUAAAUUCACGGUCAAAGGGAAGGACGCGCACAGGCUGCUGGACCGACUGUUUGCCAACACUAUGCCAAAGGUGGGAUUGACCAACAUCAGUCACAUGCUGACGCCGAGGGGGCGUGUCUAUGCUGAGGUCACCAUUACUCAGGUCGCACCUGGAGAGUUCCUGCUCAUCACCGGCUCAGGGUCCGAAUUGCACGAUCUAAGAUGGAUCGAGAGAGAAGCAGCUGAUGGCGACUAUGAUGUGGACAUUACUAACGUCACCGAUGGCAUUGGGGUGCUAGGAGUGGCAGGCCCGAACUCUCGCAAAGUCCUACAGAAACUCACAGACGAAGACCUGAGCGACGCUGCCUUUAAAUUCCUCCACUGCAAAGCCAUUCAGCUGGCUAAGGUCCCGGUACGGGCAAUACGGAUAUCCUACACGGGGGAGCUCGGGUGGGAGUUGUACGUGGACAUGCCAAAGCUGGCAGAAGUAUACCAGGCCAUAAUGGAGGCUGGAAAAGAGGAGGGCAUUGAUAACUUCGGCACUUACGCCAUGGCCUCCCUCAGACUGGAAAAGGGCUUCCGAGGCUGGGGAGCUGAGAUGAAUUGUGACACAAAUCCUCUCGAGGCUGGUCUGGAUUACUUCAUCAAACUCAACAAGCCAGCAGAUUUCAUUGGAAAGAAGGCACUACAGGAAAUCAAGGAUCAGGGACUAACGAGGAAGUUAGCGUAUCUCACCAUGGAUACGGACAACGUGGACCCUGAGGGCAAUGAGACCAUCUGGCACAAUGGGAAGGUGGUUGGGAACACAACCUCUGGAGCGUACAGCUACUCGAUUCAGCAGAGUCUGGCGUUUGGUUACCUACCCAUUGAACUAGCCACUGUUGGUCAGAAGGUCGAGGUGGAGCUCCUGGGCAGGAAGUAUCCAGCCACGGUGGUUCAGGAGCCGCUGGUACACACCGAACCCACCAGAACACGUCUGCAAAAAAAGAAGAAUAGUGCAGCGUGAAGUACGGAUAUGAACACUGGACCUCAGCUUUGUGACCAGAAAACAAAUGAUACUGAAUCGUACAAUAAUAAUGAAAUAAAGCCAAACUAUGACUCUGUAAAGUACAAUAAAAUGCAAUUUCUUGCA
Tachysurus fulvidraco (yellow catfish) is the source of this 2846-nucleotide messenger RNA. It is a transcript of the gene dmgdh, whose product is annotated as dimethylglycine dehydrogenase. Gene Ontology annotation, molecular function: oxidoreductase activity; protein binding. NCBI's taxonomy places the organism in Eukaryota, Metazoa, Chordata, Actinopteri, Siluriformes, Bagridae. The coding region runs from base 102 to 2720 and encodes 872 amino acids. Gene Ontology annotation, cellular component: mitochondrion. The transcript is spliced from 16 exons. The record is from RefSeq and is a predicted model, not a curated record.